GGACUCCCCCUGUACGGACGCAAACGCACCGUCGCUGCUGCACUCUGCUUUUUGUUUUGUUUUUUCAUUUGUAUUUUUUUCAAUGUUGUGUUGUUUUGUGGACGUGGAAUUGUUUUUUAACAUGAAACAGAUGGAAAUCCCGAUUUUAUUUUGCUUCUUUAUUUGGGUCACGGUGUUGCCGGCCUGCUGGUGCGCCCACAGCAAAUACGCCCAGAAGCUCCUCAGCGAUCUGUUCGCCAACUACACCAGCGCUCUGAGGCCGGUGGAGGACACGGGCGACAUACUGAACGUCACCCUGCAGGUCACGCUAUCGCAAGUCAUCGACAUGGACGAGCGAAACCAAAUUCUGACUGCUUACUUGUGGAUAAGGCAAGUGUGGCUGGAUGCACAUCUUAAAUGGAGUCAAGACGACUAUGAUGGCCUCGAUACCAUCCGUAUACCUAGCAGUUAUGUAUGGAGACCUGAUAUAGUCCUAUAUAACAACGCUGACAACCACUUCACCGGCCCCAUGGACACCAACGUGGUUAUCCGCCACGACGGCCAGAUCAUGUGGGACUCGCCAGCCAUCACCAAGAGCUCGUGCAAGGUGGACGUGUCCUUCUUUCCCUUCGACUCUCAGCAGUGCAGGUUUACCUACGGCUCGUGGACCUACAACGGCAAUCACCUGGACAUCCUCAACGCCAUGGACAGCGCAGACUUGGCCGACCUGGUAGACAACGUGGAGUGGGAGGUUUUGGGGAUGCCGGCCAAGAGGAACGUGAUUCUGUACGGCUGCUGUGCUGACCCGUACCCAGAUAUCACCUACACCUUGAAAUUAAAAAGGAGAGCGUCUUUCUAUGUCUUUAACCUAUUGAUACCUUGUGUGAUGAUCUCCUUCCUGGCUCCUCUGGGCUUCUACCUGCCUGCUGACUCUGGAGAGAAGGUGUCUCUGGGUGUCACCGUGAUGCUGGCGCUGACCGUCUUUCAGCUGUUGGUUGCGGAGAUAAUGCCACCCUCGGAGAACGUACCACUCAUUGGAAAGUACUACAUCGCAACUAUGACCAUGAUCACAGCCUCCACGGCCUUGACCAUUUUCAUCAUGAACAUCCACCACUGCGGCCCAGAUGCCAAACCAGUCCCCAAGUGGGCCCAGAAGGUCAUCCUGCAGUACAUGGCCAGAAUGUGCUUUGUUUACGAGGUUGGGGAGAACUGCAUGUCUCCCCUGUCGGAGAAACAGGACGCUCCAGUGGUAAACCGCAACGUGAACGGCUUGGUGGGGCCCUGCACGGAGGACCGUACGUUUGUGACGGAAAUGGGACAAGAGGCGGAUCAGAGAGAAGGUUUAGAUCAACUGAUGACUCCUGAUGGCUCCAUAGGGGUCAACCCCACCAAUCACUUCAACUACUGGAAGAACGGCGCCUUUGUGAGCGCGGAUUGUGAGGGGUCGGGCAGCGGGAGGAGAUGCCGGAAAGGCGGCGUUAGCGACGGCGAGCAUAAAGGCACAGAGGCGUCCUAUGACGAAAGGAUGCUGCUGCUGCCCAACGUUGAGUACAUAGCCAACUGCUACAGAGAGCAGAGGGCCACCCACAAGAGGACUGGAGAGUGGAAGAAGGUGGCCAAAGUCUUAGACCGCUUCUUCAUGUGGUUGUUCUUCAUCAUGGUCUUUUUAAUGAGUUUUCUCAUAAUGGGGAAAGCCAUCUAAACCCAAAUUAUUCAAAUAGGAGUCAAGCUGGAGAAUAAUCCUUAUCUACUGUAUUCUGUAUGUCUGAAUAGACGAACUGU
Molecule: messenger RNA, 1761 nt
Organism: Nerophis lumbriciformis (worm pipefish)
Lineage: Eukaryota; Metazoa; Chordata; Actinopteri; Syngnathiformes; Syngnathidae
Product: neuronal acetylcholine receptor subunit alpha-10-like
Biological process (GO): monoatomic ion transmembrane transport
Cellular component (GO): postsynaptic membrane
Molecular function (GO): acetylcholine-gated monoatomic cation-selective channel activity; transmembrane signaling receptor activity
Source: RefSeq, a predicted model, not a curated record